GCUUUGGGCAUCACCCCGUCUAUGGUUUCGAUUCCUUUCGCGGAAUUGAUGAGGACUGGGGAACGUUUGACCGCUUUGAGUUCAGCACUGAAGGCCGGGUGCCACGAAACCUGCCACCUAAUGCGAAGCUGGUUGUUGGAUGGUACAACGACACCCUGCCGGCCUUUAUCCAGACCCACCUGAAUGGCAAUGCGAAAGUCCAGUGGCUCCACCUCGACUGUGAUACCUAUGGUGGCCAUCGUCUGGUGCUCAAACUGCUCGAGCCUUUCCUGGUGCCAGGGUCGCUGCUGAUCUUCGACGACAUCCUGAACUAUGCCGGCUACGAGGGCUACGCGCUGCAGGCUUUCUACGAAUUCGUUCAGGAGACGGGCUGGAGCUUCGAAGUCCUGGUGGCACCUUGGCGGGUGGAGUGGACAAUCUCAGAGAAGUCGGAGAGCCUCGGCCAAAGCUUUGGCGGUGGCUCAUUCGCUGCUCCUGACAUUUCGAAAGCAGCUAGCGGCUAA
Symbiodinium pilosum is the source of this 503-nucleotide messenger RNA. NCBI's taxonomy places the organism in Eukaryota, Dinophyceae, Suessiales, Symbiodiniaceae. The record is from the annotation of a GenBank genome assembly.